Molecule: messenger RNA, 468 nt
Organism: Lasiodiplodia theobromae
Lineage: Eukaryota; Fungi; Ascomycota; Dothideomycetes; Botryosphaeriales; Botryosphaeriaceae
Product: Protein grc3
Exons: 1
Coding region: 1-468 (155 amino acids)
Source: RefSeq, a predicted model, not a curated record
AUGCCUGCUCCGCUGCCGCUUGGCGAGCCGGUGAUAGUCGAAGUUGAAUGCGUGCAGACGCCGCCGGAGGACAUAGAUCCGGGACAGAUGGUGACAACAACUGUUGUGUCCGGGACAGAGGACGACAAGGGCCCCGUGCGGCUACCGACCGAAGUGGAUGGUGAGCUGGUCACGGGAUUGGCGGUGCCCGUGCCGGAUGGUGUCACUGGGGAGGACGACGGCCCGGGCCCGGGCCCCGAAGAGCCGGUGGGCGAGGUCGGGACGGGAGUGGAGGAGCCGGAUGACGGGAACACGGUCGGGCUAGCUGGCCCGCUCGUGGGUGGGGCGGCGCUGGUCGAGCAGGGAACAGUGAGGGUGACAGUGGCUGGGCCGCCGUUGGAUCCACACGAGGCGCAGGCAGUUACGGUUGUCGUAAAGCCAGGCGGAACCGAUCCGGUGCUUGUCGACGGCCGAUUGCUACCAGUGUAG